Messenger RNA from Pistacia vera, 663 nucleotides. RefSeq lists its product as uncharacterized. The transcript is spliced from 3 exons. Lineage: Eukaryota; Viridiplantae; Streptophyta; Magnoliopsida; Sapindales; Anacardiaceae. The record is from RefSeq and is a predicted model, not a curated record. Bases 1 to 663 code for a protein of 220 amino acids. Gene Ontology annotation, molecular function: protein binding.
AUGGGAAAGUGCCGUCCAUGUGGCCCUCAAAAACGGAAGUUUAGAGCUUUUAAAGUGUUGUUAGGAUGGCUUCGACGCUUCGACGAAGAAGGAAUCCUGUACUGGGAGGACGAAGAUGGCAACAAUGCGUUGCAUACCGCAAUAUCUGAAAAUCAACCUGAGGCGGUGAAGCUGUUGAUCAAAUAUAUGGGAGUAAAUAAGAAGAACAGUAGAGGUUUGACAGCUCUGGACAUCUUCUACGAUCGCCAAGAUUCGCUGAAUCCAAAGGUUGGGGAAAUUCUACGUGGCGCUAAAGCUAAAAGAGCAUCUCAACUCCAUCCUCAGCGUAAACCUCCAAAAUCGCUUGUCGACUACUUUCGUGGUGACUUAUCAUUUGGCGAAAGCAUUCUGAAAAGAUUAGGGCUUCGUGACCAAAUCAUAAAAACAAUUCCUCUUAAAGUCCGAAACGUAAUACUUGUGGUGGCUCUAUUGAUGACCACAGCUACCUAUGAAACUGCACCGAGCCCCCCCAGAGAAUUAUACCAAGGUGUAUCCAAAGGUGUCGGCAAUCUGCAGCCUGCCAACAACAGUACUGCUAUCAGUAACACCACCACCACCACCAUCUUUCGUAAAGGGCCAUCAAAACAAUGGUCGGCAUUGUUUGAACUCGUUUACCUGGUUUGA